Molecule: messenger RNA, 3056 nt
Organism: Phycomyces blakesleeanus NRRL 1555(-)
Lineage: Eukaryota; Fungi; Mucoromycota; Mucoromycetes; Mucorales; Phycomycetaceae
Exons: 11
Coding region: 1-2805 (934 amino acids)
Biological process (GO): proteolysis
Molecular function (GO): protein binding; serine-type endopeptidase activity
Source: RefSeq, a predicted model, not a curated record
AUGGCAGAUGUCCAACUGGAUGAAAUCUCACCUUUCAAGCCCACAAAGUGGCAAAAUACGAUCAAUAAACUUGUUAAAGCCAUUGUCUCGAUCCGCUUUAGUCAAGUCGCAGCAUUUGAUACUGAAGGCCCUGAGACUUCAGAAGCAUCUGGAUUUAUUGUGGACGCAAAGAACGGUAUCAUUCUCACCAACCGCCACGUUGCGUGUGCAGGCCCAUUUGUAGGAGAGGCCGUGUGUCACGAUCAUGAAGAAGUAGACGUGUAUCCAAUUUACAGAGAUCCUGUUCACGAUUUCGGAUUCCUCAAAUUCGACCCCAGCAAAAUCAAAUACAUGCCAGUAACUCAAGUAGAAUUGAGGCCUGAGCUAGCCAAGGUGGGCCUUGACAUUCGUGUGGUUGGUAACGAUGCAGGUGAAAAGUUGAGUAUCUUGGCAGGCUCCAUAUCUCGUCUCGAUCGCAACACACCCGACUACGGUGACUUGACAUACAACGAUUUCAAUACAUUUUAUUUACAAGCAGCAUCAAGCACAAGUGGCGGUAGUUCUGGAUCUCCAGUAAUUGAUAUCGAGGGAAACGCUGUUGCAUUACAGGCUGGUGGACACACCAAAGCUGCUACCGAUUUCUUUUUGCCUCUUGACAGAAUUAAGCGUGCACUGCAUUAUAUUCGACGUGGUGAACCUGUACCAAGAGGAGAUAUUCAGGUCCAAUUUACCUAUCGUCCUUUUGACGAAGCUCGUAGACUGGGAUUGAGACCAGAAACGGAAGAAAAGUUGAGAGGAAUCUUCAAAGACGAAAUUGGUAUGUUGGUGGUAGAAACAGUGCUUCCCGAAGGCCCCGCUCAUAAGAAAAUGGAGGAGGGUGACAUUUUGCUGACAAUAAAUGGCGAGUACAUCACCAAAUUCGUACCUUUUGAGGAGAUGAUGGAUUCAAAUGUGGGAAAGACUAUCCGUAUUGGCAUCGAGAGAGGUGGUGAACCCAUGGAACUUGAUAUUUGUGUAGGAAAUCUUCAUGCAAUCACUCCAGAUCGUUAUGUUGAAAUUGGUGGAUCAAAGUUGAAUGAGGUUUCUUACCAACUUGCUCGUACUUACUGUGUACCUUGCAGAGGAGUCUAUGUCGCCGAACCUUCUGGCAUGUUCCGAUUGGAUGGUCCUGACAAUGGUUGGAUUAUCAAGUCUGUUGAUGACAAACCAACUCCUGACCUGAACACCUUUAUCGAGGUCAUGAAGUCUCUGCCCGACCGUGAAAGAGUCCCUGUAGUGUACUACUCUAUUGCAGAUGCCCAUACAAUCCUUGUUGCUGUUGUGCAAGUAGAACGUCACUGGUCUAGCUUCAGAUUAGCUGUACGCAAUGACAAGACCGGAUUGUGGGAUUUCACUGACAUGGGAGAACCUAUUUCUCCUCGCGCUAUCAAACCUUCCACAAAACGUUUCAUUGAACUUGACGAUAGUCUCGGCCCUGCCAAGGAUCUGAUCCGUUGUCUGGUCAAGGUUAACUUUUAUAUGCCCUGUCGUCUUGAUGGGUUUCCUCGUAGUCGUAAGAUAGGUGCAGGCAUUAUCGUAGACAAGGAGAGAGGUUUUGUUAUUGUUAGUCGCAGCAUUGUACCAUUCUCAAUGGGCGACUUGACAUUAACCGUCGCAGAUUCUACUGUUAUUCCUGCAAAGGUCAUCUACCUCCACCCAACUCACAAUUUCACAGUUGUUCAGUAUGAUCCUAAACAUAUUGGUGACACCGACGUUAUGAGUGCUCCUUUUAGCACCGAAACCUUGCUUCAGGGACACAAGGUUACUUUGGUAGCUCACAACCACAAUCAACGCCCUGUUUGUUUGACAACAGUUGUUACUGAUGUUACAUGUGUCACAAUCCCUCACAAUGGAACCCCUCGUUUUAGAAGUAUUAAUUUGGAUGCCAUUACUCUCGACACACCUCUUGCUGUUCAAUGCUCUUCUGGACUUUUGGCAGAUUCCAAUGGUCUUGUACAAGGUCUCUGGAUGAGUUUCUUGGGAGAACGCAACCCGAAUGGCCAUGACAACGAGUACCAUUUGGGUAUCCACAUCUCAACCAUCAAACCUGUUCUUGAUCGCCUUCAAAAGGGUGUUCCUGUCAACCUUCGUAGCAUCAAUGCCGAGCUGACGACUGUCCAGAUGGCCCAGGCUGGUGCCAUGGGACUUUCGAAUGAGUGGGUUCGCAAGAUUGAGGAAGCCAAUCCUGCCAAACACCAGCUGUUUAUGAUUAAACGUACCGAGGCAGGCAGUGAGAGCGCUCAGGUACUGAAGGAGCUGGAUCUCAUCUUGGCUGUCAAUGGCAAGGUCGUGACACGAAUGUAUGAGAUGGAUGUACAGUACGAGGCAGAAGAAUUGUCUCUGACUAUCCUGAGACAAAAGAAGGAAAUCACAGUAAAGGUCAAGACUGAUGUUAUGUCUGGUGAUGGUACCAGCCGUGUUGUGUUCUGGGCAGGUGCUGCACUACAUGAACCUCACAAGGCUGUAUUACAACAGAGCAAGACCCUUCCCUCGCGUAUUUAUAUUUCUGCACGUUCCAAGGGCUCUCCUUCUUAUAUGUAUGGCCUUGUGCCAACCAUGUGGAUUACACACAUCAACUCCAAGCAAGUAGAAACCCUUGAUGACUUUAUUAUGGCUGUCAAGGAUAUUGCUGACAAUACUUAUGUGCGUGUGCGCUGUGUGAGCUUUGAUAAUGUGCCCAUCAUGCUGUCAGUAAAGAUGGUCAACCAUUACUUCCCUUUGGUAGAUAUGGUGAAGGAUCCGAGUGUAGAAUGCGGUUGGUCAAAAAAAGAGGUUGAACUUGCCUAGAAAUAAAUACCACAUUUGUGUAUAAAUUACAUGCCCACGUAUGUGUUACGUAUGUAUAUGUGUAUGUGUAUGUGUAUGUGUAUGUGCGUGUGUUUUGUGUGUUUUGUGUAUUUUGUGGAAUACCUUUUUUUCGAUUAUCUUUAUUUUUUAUAUUACUAUUAUAUUUUUUUAUAAUUUUUCUUCCACUCUUUUUCACUCUCACUCUCUCACAUUUUUUAUAUAAAGACAAUAAACUAAAAUUUGUAUAUUUU